GGCAUCUACACACCGGAGAAUAUUCUACAAGCCUCAUGUAGCGAGUCUUUGAAAGAACUUGGGCCAGAGUGCAUUAGACUUGCUUGAUAACGAACAACUUAAAUCUAUGCAGAUGUCUACUGAAGACGCUGUGAAAGCUCUAACGUCUACUCCAUCUACUAUUACGAGGGCAUUGGAGCUGGUUGCUGGGAAUAACCAGCAGAUGCUGUUAUUACAACAGGAAAUUUUGAGGAAUAUUUCUAUUUUGGAUGAGUCCAGGAUGUUUCUUCAACAAUUUCUCUCUAAAAUCAACGAACCAGUUGCAGAAAUCACUUCAGAUGUUCUUCACGCUGUUGCGGCAUAUUUCGACCCGGACACGCUGCGAGCAUUUAUUGCGAAGAGCUCACAACAGAGUUUACAAAUUCUGGAUCUCCUUUCAUCAGCAAAAAGUAAUUGGAAAUGGAAAGAUGUGAUGCUGGAAGUUAUUUUUGAGCUUGCACCCGCGGCUGAAUUCUGGGAACAGAUUCAGUUUAGGCUCACGCAUUCUACAAGUAUAGAAGAAAUGUCGACCCUCUUGCGCAAAACCAGACAGGUUCCCACCAAAGAGCUAGUGACGUCGGUUAAUGGCAUUUUGCUGCAACUGAGAAGGACCACUCCACUUAGCUCUGAAGAUAAGCUAGCUGUCCUCAAACAUCUCCUUGAACGCUGCUCAAACAUGGAUGAUAUGGAUGGAGUAAAUUUUCAAUUAGCAGUGGCCUAUUGCCCUCUUAGUGCCAUUGAUCUACUGCUAGAAUAUCUGCCUCGGAACUGUGUUACCGGAGAAAUCAUUCUAAGCGCAGCCGCCAGGAAUCGGACUGACGGACCAGACAUUAUGGAACGCCUAUUAGAGAUGCAAGAACCCUACGCAGCUGUUGCAAGUAGGGUCAUAAUAUCCGCCGUUCAAAAUAACAUCAAUGCAUUGAAGUUCCUCCUUGAACUAUAUGGGGACGAGAUGAAGAUUACGGCUGAUAUCUUGAUGUAUGCCCGAGGAUAUUCUGUGUUCGACCUUCUCCUGUUCUAUACGAGAGACGACGUAAUGGCAGCUGCACCUAUGGCACUUCACCUGGCUUCGAGGUACGACCGAAAGCAUCUAAAACUGAGAAAGAUGAAAAGCCUGCUAUCGUAAUGCCCCAGCUCUUGGUUUGAAGUAACAGAGGUGCUACUGCUGGAUGUUUUGGUCAAGGAACCAGACACAGCAUACAAAGAACUGUCCAUGCUGAUAAAUAAGCUGGGAGGAAAGUCGAAAUCACAGAGAGAGUAAUAGCGGCAGCAGCGUCAAAUAGUGGCAAAACGCUCAUGUUGCUCAGAAAUUGGAAGCCUGAAGCAUUCCAAAUUACGGCGCAUUUAAUGGCGCUAGUCGCCGCCAGUGGCAAUGUCGCUACAUUUAACUACCUGGACAACGAAUCUAGGGACAAGACCGUCGUUACUGACGUGAUGCGCCAACUAGCCAAGUUCAGAUAUCUUUUUCUCCAUGGCGGCAUUUUAGGACCAAUAAGGAAGUUCGAGGACCAGUGGCGAAGGGGAGUCGUCACUGACUCUGCGGAUGUGCAUGGAUUGACGGCGCUGCAUGUGGUAGCAUAUACCAACAAUUGGAAUCCCAAAUUAGGACGUUUUCUUUUGAAAACCGUCAAAGCGGACGUACACGCCGUCGACAGAUGGGGACGGACACCAUUACACUAUGCUGCUUCUGGGAUCGCUUACGCCUUUGAGGCGUUGGUGGGCGCAGGGGGAAGUCUACAAGCUGUUGAUUUGGAAGGAGAGACACCUAUAAGCUUAAUGGAGAAGGAGUAUAGAGAACAGAAAGAAGCGGGUAGAUCGGUCUGGUGAGUGAUGGAAAAGUUGAAUAUUAUAAGACGCUAUGGUGGUAGUACCCCACUGGGGUAAACUGUUGACGCUGAGAAAGAGUAGAACCAAGCACGGGAAUAAAAAAGGACAAUCACGAGAUUUGAAUAAGAAAGAGUAAUGGACGAUGUGUGAUUUCGUACGCGUGCACAAACAAAGAAGUACAACUUUGAAUGUUUC
[Torrubiella] hemipterigena is the source of this 2040-nucleotide messenger RNA. Lineage: Eukaryota; Fungi; Ascomycota; Sordariomycetes; Hypocreales; Clavicipitaceae. The record is from the annotation of a GenBank genome assembly.